GUUCUUAUUUGAUACAACAAUAUAGAAAAUAAAAUUUAAAAAGUUGCUGACUCGUCUAACAAAACAUGACCAAUAUGUGGUGGAAAAGAAUGUGUCAUUUGUCUUUUCAUUUGAAAUAUAAGAUUUUGAACUAAGGAUAUCAUAUUUAUGGUUAUUGGGUAUAUAAGGCUUAUUACAUUUUAGAAACUAGAAUAAAAUGAGUUUGCAAACUACAGAUUAUUGUCACAUAUCUGGGUUAACUGAAGAUACAGAUAGGCUUUUUUUGAGGAAGGAGCUAUCAAAAUUUGGAGAAAUUCGAAAAAUCUUUAUACCAUCCUCAAGAGAAUUUGCUAAAAUAUAUUUUACUGAUAGCCACUCUGCCAGAAGAGCUGUUCAAGUCUUGAAGCAAAAUAUAUUUGGUUGGAUAGUCUCAGUCCAACAAGAUAGCAAAUAUAGUAGUUCUGAACAUUUCAGAGCUAGUAGUACAUCAAGAAUGAACUGUGACGACGAAAUUGAUGUUCAAAGCUCUCAGCAGCUGUAUACUGUUCAUGGAGACUGCAUAGAAUCUCUUGAAGAUGAUAUGGGCAAUUUAUUUGUUAAUCUUGACGAUGUAAGAAGAACUGGAUUUGCAGUAUACUCAAAAGAAGAUUACAAUUUUUCUAUAGAGGAGAAAAGGAAUAUUAUUUUGAACGACUUUCACCAGUAUAUGCUAUCUCAGGCAAUGGCCUAUCUGUAUAAAAAUAAAGAACUUCAUAAAUUCAUAAAGGAAGAACAAAUUUUAAACACAAUUGAACGGUGCCGUAUGAAAUUAUUAGUAGAUUCUCAUGAUAAACUUAAUGAUCGUAUUGUGACUCAGUCAAACAAUAAUAUACAAAUACGUGUUCCAAAUUCACCGACUCCUCGAGAUACAAACAAACACAUUCCCCAAGAUAAAUCACUUGGCAGUCCUCGUGAAACAGAACAUCCUUUGGAAAAUAAAAACUCAUUUACUGAUGAAUUAGACUAUGUAUCAACACCGAAAGUUCCAUCCAAUAGUUUCACACCAAUACAUACUCAAAGUUGCGUCGCAAUUGGGACACCGCCCGGAAAUAGGGAUUCAACGUUUAAUAGAAAUAACAAUGGCACUUCUAACAAUAAUAACCGUCAACGAUUUGGUCAAAAUCGAAAUGAAAGGCAAAUAUCAAGAAACAGCAAACACAAAAAUAGAGGUAAUGGACGACCGAAAUCUAAACAAAGAAGUAAUAAGCCAGGUACUAACAGCAAUAAUGAAGAAUUAUGGGAUAAUGAUGAAACAGAACCAAAACAACAGUCUCAACAAUUUUCCAAAGAUUCUCAAUUUGGUAAAAGUAGACAACAAAAUGCUACAAAUAAUUCAAACAUUGAUAAAAGAACUGACUCGGAGAAAUGUGACACCAAAUCACAAAUUAAUGAUACUAUGCAUAUGGACAGUUUAGAGAAAGUUAAUUUGGAAAUUAACCAAUCAUAUGAUGUACAAAUAACUGAAGUAGAAAAAAAUAACAUCUGCUGGGCCGUACAGACUAAGUCAUUAAUAGACUUAGCUGAGUUAUGUUUGGAAGAUGGAUCAGAUUUAAAAAUAGUUGAAAAUGUACAUAAAGGACAACUGGGGUUAGCCGAAUUCGAAAAUCUUUGGUGCAGAUGUCAAGUGAUGUCGCUGAAACCAACUAAUGUUUUUUUUGUGGAUUAUGGCAAUAGAGCUGAUGUGAGUGAGAUUAGGGAAUUACCAGAUAAAUUUAGAAAAAUUCCAGCAUUAGCAGUUAGGUUUGCUAUUCACAAAAACUGUCCUGUCCCAAAAACCGACACGAAUUUGACAGUAAAGGUGAAGAAGAAGUACAGCGAUGAUACAUACGUUGUCGAAUUGGAUAAAACAUUCAAAUCUACAUCUACAGAAGAAGACAACUCUAAAAAGUCGGCACUAGAAUCUGUACCCAAGAGUAAAAUGUCUGCUCAAUCAAUAGAAGAAUUUAAAACUGAAUCAAAAGAAAGGUGCUACGUUGAUCUACCUAAACCUUUGCUUAAACUAAAAAAUAAUGAUAAAGUGAUGUUAUUAGAUAUGGUAGGUAAUAAAUUUGCUGUCAAAACAAAAGAAUGUGCUCAGAAAAGCAAAGAGCUGCUUGAAUACAUCAAAACUAUUGAUAAAUCAAGUUUGAUUUUGAAACAAGUGGAAGUAGGUCAGAUGGUAUUAGCUAGUAAAGAUGGUCUUCCUGAUCUAUGUAGAGCUGUUGUAAUUAAAAAACAAUCAUCUGUACAGGUUACUAUAGAAUAUUUAGACUAUGCGGGCAGCGAAAAUUUGUCGAUUAAAUCUCUUAGAAAUGUUGAUGAAUAUUUAGCAUCACAACCUAUUACAUUAUUGCUUACUCCUGACAUAGAAGUUAUAAAUAAAAUUUCAGAAACUGGUAUUGAUUUUAUUGUGGCCUUGAUUGAGAAGAAAGAAAAAGCAAACGUGGUACUCACCAAUGAUAAUGCUUUUGAUUUGAAAUUAGAAGAUGGAUCGCUUCUUUCACAAAAAUUAUUAGACUUAGAGAAAUCAGAAGUACCUAACGAUUCAAACAAUUCUCCAAAAAUUAAUGAACUCGAAAAACCUAUGUCGGUGGAAGCAGCAAUCACACCUCUGAAAUCUGCAAUUCUGGAAGUAAAACCAGAAUCAGACAACAGUAUAAUUACCUUAUGUGACAUGGAUUACAUUAAACCAAAAAUUGGUUCAACUGAUACUUAUAUCUGCUAUACACUAAAAGACUUAUCAGAAGUAGUAUUGAUUUCAUUAGACGAAGAUUCUGUAAGUUAUUUGGAAAGUAUUUAUAAUCUGGAAAUCAAUGAUGAUGAACCAUACGAACCUGAAGUAUCUGAAAUGUGUGUAUUCUUGUAUAAAACACCAGAAGAAUCUGAAACUGUUUGGUAUAGGGGUGUUGUAUUGGAUAACGAAGGCAAAUAUACCAUAUCAAUGGUAGAUUUUGGAAUAUUGGUUACUACCACUAGUAAAGACAUAAGAAAAUUCCCUGCUCAUUUGAAAGACAUUCCUAUGUUAGGAAUUUUCUGCAAGCUCAUAAAUAUUCCGCAUACUCCAGAAAUUCUAAAUGAAAUAAGGAAUAUAGUACAGGAAGGGGAGAAUGUCGAUGUUACCAUAAAGAAUGAAAAUGAUUUAACAUAUGAUGUAGAAUUACCAAAAGUUUAUGAAGAAUUGAAGAAACGAAAGCUUUUGUGAAUUUUCAUUUUUGUUUUAUAUAUUUUGACUUUGCAUUUGUACCGUAAAGUGUCUGCUAUUAAGUUUUAUUAUUCAUUUGGAGAAAUCCAAAGAGGAUGAAAAAUUAAUAUUUUCUUUUUUUAGUAAGCUUUUUUUUGUAUAAAAGUUUUUGUCAUUAUUUUAUUUGAAAUCAUUUUGAAUUUUUAAUGAUUCCACUUUUUUAGUUUUAAAAUAUGAACAUACUUUGUUGAAUAGUUUGUAGAUAUGUUUUAUUUGUUACUCCAUAUUUUUUUAAUUCACAAUUCACAUCUAUAUGCAGUAGGUUCUUUUGCUAUCACACAUCUCCAUUUAUUUUACUGUUCCUUCUAGUGAUUUGGCGUAAAGUUAGAUUCCAUAAUAAAUGUAUUAUGCCAUUUCGACACAUUUUUCCAACAGUGUUGGCUUUAAAUAGAAAUUAAUAAACUUUCAAUAAGUAGAGUAAUUCCGGGGGAGAUGGGCUAGUAACUUUAAUGCUUUACUGGGAAGAAAUUUUUUUGAUUAAACCUUGAAUUUAUAAAGAGAAUUAAACUUUAUUUAUAACUCUCAUCAAAAAUCAACGAUGAAUCACUUUAAUGAAUUAAAAAAAUAGAAUUUUAACCUUUUAAAACAAACUAGGACUGGUCACCACCCCAAAAAAUUCGAGAGUGAUGGCUAUAGUGGUCUGGGAGAGAUCUUAUUUUGUCUUUAUUGCGCCCCAAUAACCAUGUAUCGCACUCAGCCUCUCCACCGCUUUGAUUGUCGCAAAACUCUUUGGGUAAACUAAUACAAUCAUAUUGAAAGUAGAAGCAGGUCUUGAUUGUUUACAUUACGUAUAAACUUUAUGAAGGUACCCGGGUACCUCGUCACUCUGAUAAAAGUAUUUUAUUUGUGACUCACAUAAGGGUUACAUAUCUUUUAGUUUUGGGUGUACAUAUCAAGACCCCGGUUUGACGAAUGUCCAUGUACAAUAGUUGGUAAACUGUAAAUGUAACUUACUGGUAUCUUUGGCUGACUAUUUUAGUAAAACAAUUCUACAGUUUUCACAAAAUAUCAACUGUCCACAAACAUAACAAAAAUAAUCAGAUCUCGUUUAUCCUUUAUAUUUGAAAUUUUAAUAACAUCUGAAACGAGAUAAUAUAGGACGUAAGUAAGAAUUGACAAUAUUAAAUCAAGGUAUUUGAAAAAAAAAUGAUUUGGUUGAAGAAAAAAAUAUGAGAGUAUUUUUUAUAACAUUUUUAGAUUUAAGGAAUGUAUGUUGACAUAUAUAUAUAAAAUAUCAAAAAAAAUGUUAUGUAGGCGUGAAUGUAUGUAGAUAUUGGAGUGUCCGCGACCCAAAGGAUCAAUUGUAGCCCCCCUUCCUUGCUGCGAUACUAGAGGACCCAGUCUUUACAGCUGAUCUUUUAGUCCCACUCCUCUUAGAAAUUUCAGAACGUUGUUUGACUGUAGUUCAGAGAUCUGCGUCUUCUAUUUCAUACGCUCCUAGGUAUAGUGCUCUGGAGUUUUGUAGUGUUUCACACUUCGAGAGAAUGUAUACAUUUUCGACAUUAUACAUAAAUUUGUACACUGAUAGAAACUGAUUGUUUUGUAUGUUUUAUCCUAUUUAAACCAGCAAAUAAUUAUAGAUAAUAAAGAGUCCAUUUUCAACAAUUAUUAAUAUUGUUAUUGAUAUAGAUUUCUAAAUUGAUAUCUUCAAUAAAAUCAUAUUGAUAUGAAAUAUAUUUUAAAAAAUGAAUUGUUGAAAAACAAAAAUUCUUUGAAUCAGUAUAUAAAUUCCUAAUUUCAAAUCCUGUGCUAUAAUGCGAUAAUAAUUCCUUCGUUAUGUGCAGAAGUCAAGAUUCAACUCUGAAGGUACUGUGUAAAUAAUUUGCAAGGUAAUCAAAAUUUAUUGGGAUAUGUAUAAUAUAAAGAUUCGGAGAUAAAUGGUUUUGAUUGAAAGUCUAUCUUAAACAAUUGUGUAUUUUCUAUAAUUCUUUAUAGGUAUAUAAUAUACUACAUUUAGGUUAUAUUUUUUUAAGUUUUAAUUGUAAAAGUGAUUUUUUAUUUUGUAUUUAGAAAUAAAAAUAUGAGAAAUUCCA
Molecule: messenger RNA, 5271 nt
Organism: Diorhabda carinulata
Lineage: Eukaryota; Metazoa; Arthropoda; Insecta; Coleoptera; Chrysomelidae
Exons: 20
Coding region: 197-3199 (1000 amino acids)
Molecular function (GO): RNA binding
Source: RefSeq, a predicted model, not a curated record